AUGUGUCAAUCUCAUGUGUGCAUUUCCUUUGACCAUUUCCAUUGGCUAUUUACCUGUCAUAACAAAAAGUAUAACCUAUAAAUAGGACAAUAAUUUGUACUUUAUUUGGCUAUUAGAUAUUCGUCAAUGUUAAAUCAAUAUGAAAAUGAAGAAAUCAAAAGCAACGCCACGCCCGAAAUUUGUGAAUGUUCGUAAAGCUUUACGCAAGGAGAAAAGACAACUAAAAAAAGUUCAUAGGCAGGAGCACUAUUUGAAGAAGAAAAAUGAACCGAUUUAUACUGCUGGUCGAUUUGUUAAACGACCAACUGAUACACAAGACCCAGAAAUUGAAGUUAAGAAGAAGAAAAAAAAACAAGAAACUGGUAUCCAUGAUAUUCUUAACCGUGAACGGAAAAAAGAGCUCAAUGAAGCAGAGAAGUUGAAAUCUCAAAUGGAUGAACAAAGAAAAGAGAUUCUUCUCAGGGCCAAUGAGGAUGAGGAUAAAGUUAUAAAGAAAUUAGAGAAACAACUUGGAUUGAAUAAGUCAAAGAAUAAAAAUAAUUAUUUUGCUGAUGAUGGGCUUGAUUAUGUUUUAGAAAUUUGUGACAGAGCUACCUCUGAACAAAUUGUUGCUGCCGAGAAACAUUUGGCUGAAGUGGAUCAAGAUUCAGAUUUUGAUGAAGACCUAGCUGCUGUCACUGGUAAAGAUUUAAAGAAAGAUAAAAAAUCCAAAAAGCAAAGUAUAAAUAAAAAAGAGAUGGAUGAAAGUGAGUUAGAUGAUGAAGAUGAUGAUCAACCACAAAGUGAUGAAGAAGCAGGUGAAGAUGAAGAAAGUCUCCAGGAUGAACAACUAAGUGAUGAAGCAAGUGAUGAUGACAUUGGUAGUCAUGAAAGUAACAGCGAUAAUGAUGAGGACAUCGAGGAUAGUGAAAAUUCUGCAGAUUUAGAAAAUACAAAGGCUAAUGAUAAGAAAACCAAACCUAAAAUGGUUAAGAGUAUAGAAAAAGUUAUAUCAGAAGAGGAACUUGGUAAAGUAUUCAGUGAUGAUGAAGUUUCCCAUCUCUCUGGUGAUGACUCGGAAAUGGAAGAUAAUGAAAUGCAGAGCAACAAUAAAAAAUCUAAAGAAAAAGAAAAACCAGAUGUUUGGGAAGAUAUAUAUGGAAGAAAAAGGGAUAAAGAGGGGAACAUUAUAAAGGAAGAGAAAGGAAUAUACAUUCCGCCGCAUUUAAGAAACAAAGAUUCCAGUUCAGAAAAGGAGUUGGCUCAAUUGAAGCGACAGAUUAAAAGCAUACUUAACAAGCUAGCCGGCACAAAUCUCCACUGGGCGUGCACGUCCAUAGAGAACCUGUACCUAAGCAACAGUCGUAACUCCGUGAACAGUGCGCUAACUUGUCUAUGGCUAGACGCGACUGUAAGUGUCGCGAGCACGCCCGAUCGAAUGGUCGCGGAGCAUGCGGCGUUAGUGGCGGUCUUACAUGCAAAUGUGGGUUCAGAAGUGGGGGCACAUUUUCUAGAAGUGCUCUCCAAACAGUUCGAUACGAUGACGUUAGAUGAUCAGCCAAUGGAAGACAAGAGGCUGGACAAUCUGGUCUCAUGUCUGGCGCACUUGUAUAGCUUUAAGAUCUACCACGCGUCCCUUCUCUACGAUAUCCUGGGGCGUCUAGUGCACGACCUAACCGAGAAGCACAUAGACUGUGUACUAACUGCCCUCAGAUGUGUUGGGGGUGUUUUGAGGAAAGAGGAGCCUCUUGCUUUGAAGACUUUCAUACAAGACACUCAGGGGAAGAUCGCCAAGUUGAAUGAGAAGGCUGGUGCUGGGUCGCGUAUAAAGUUUUUAGUAGAAGUGUUGCUAGCUGUGAAGAAUAAUAACCUGUCCAAAAUACCCAACUACGAUCCCACUUAUGUGGAACAUUUGAAGAAAAUGACAAAAGCUGUUGUUCGCAAAGGGAACUAUGUAACGCCUCUGAACAUACGAUUGGAGGAUUUGUUACGAGCUCACGAGCGCGGCAAGUGGUGGGUAGUGGGUUCCGCAUGGGAGGGGGAAAGGAAUGUAGAGGAGCCGGUCAAGCGUGUGCCGGCUCACGACGAGAAACUACUGCAGCUCGCGCGCGAACAGAGGAUGAACACUGAUGUUAGAAGGAGCAUAUUCUGUGUCAUGAUGUCCGCUGAAGACUACAUGGACGCGUUUGAGAAACUCCAGCAUCUGGGGCUUCGAGGUCACCAACAGAGGGAGAUAGUUCACGUGUUGCUGGCUUGUUGCCUUCAGGAAAAGAUCUACAACCCGUACUACGCCGUAUUGGGCAUGAAACUGUGCGAUACUGAUAGGAAAUACCAGCUUUCAAUACAAUACUCAGUAUGGGACAAGAUAAAAGAAUUAGAUGACUUGUCUAAGCAGAGCAUGAGUAACUUGGCGCAGUUUCUUACUCACCUUAUAAUGGAGAAAGGACUACCAUUGUCUGUUUUAAAGAUUAUACAAUUCUCCGAUCUAAACAAGCGCACGGUACGUUUUAUGCGUCAAAUAUUGCUAGCAAUAAUAAUGAAUGAGGACUUGCAAGCCUCUCUUGAGGUAUUCCAUAGAAUAUCGAAGCCGCCAAAAUUACACAUGUUUAGAGAGAGCUUGAGGUUAUUUAUCCAACACUUUUUAAUUAAAAACGCUGGCAAGAAAAGCAACGUUUUAAGCGAGGGUGAUAUGGCAACUCUGAAGGAUCGAAGCAUGGAGGUGGACAAAAUAUUGACUAUGUAUGAGAAUAAGUUGAGAUUUUAAUAAACUGUUUCAAAUUA
Messenger RNA from Zerene cesonia (dogface butterfly), 2760 nucleotides. Its product is annotated as nucleolar MIF4G domain-containing protein 1 homolog. Bases 140 to 2743 code for a protein of 867 amino acids. Gene Ontology annotation, cellular component: nucleolus. NCBI's taxonomy places the organism in Eukaryota, Metazoa, Arthropoda, Insecta, Lepidoptera, Pieridae. The record is from RefSeq and is a predicted model, not a curated record. Gene Ontology annotation, biological process: ribosomal small subunit biogenesis. The transcript is spliced from 12 exons. Gene Ontology annotation, molecular function: protein binding; RNA binding.